UGACGACAUAACACAACGCUGCGUGUGUUUCACACAGAAUACUCCAGCGGAGUAACAGUUAUCCCGGUCGCAGUAUUAAUAAUAGUAAUAAUACCGCCGAAAGUACAUUUUAUUAUUAUCCAGUGGCGAUGGCGGCGGCAAAGGCUCGCGGAAGCGCGCAGCCACAGCUGCGGUGCGCGCUUUUCUUGCUCGCUGUUGCACAGGCCUCUGUUGGGGAUCUUCGCUACUCUGUUCCAGAGGAAACAAAGACUAAAUAUGUCAUCGGGAGUCUGACAAAGGACCUCAAUCUGGAUUUCAAACUACUGGCAGCUCGCAAAGCCCGCGUGGAUUACCAGGGAGGGAGGCGAUAUUGUGGGAUAGACCUGAACUCCGGAGAGUUCAUUGUUCUUGAGAGAAUCGACAGAGAGAAGCUAUGCGGACAGACCUUACCCUGUCUCCUGCAUUUUGAGUUUAUUCUCGAGAGUCCUCUGGAGCUGCAUAAUAUUGUACUGGAGAUACUGGAUGUUAAUGACAACGCUCCCAUUUUUCCCAAAGAUCUGAUAAAACUGGAAAUAAGCGAGGCUGCACCGAAAGGGACUCGCUUUCAAUUAGCCUCAGCUCGUGAUCUGGAUGUUGGAAUAAACUCCGUUCAAAAUUAUAUACUGGGGCAGAAUGAACACUUUGUUUUGGAUGUGCAAAUUAACAAAGAAAGGUAUGUGGAAAUUGUUCUAAAAAAUGUUCUUGACCGAGAAAAGGAGGAAGAACAUUCUUUGCUACUGACGGCUGUCGACGGAGGCAAUCCGACCAGGUCUGGCACUGUAAAUAUACAAGUUGUAGUGAUAGACGUCAAUGACAACGCGCCUGUGUUUUUACAAGCGACAUACGAGGUUAGCGUGCUAGAAAAUGCCCCGCCAGGAACGUUUGUUGUAAGAGUUAGUGCGACAGAUAAAGACGCAGGUUCGAAUGGUGAGAUAACCUACUAUUUUAAUCAUGCUUCUGAAAACACAGAGCAUUUAUUUCACAUUGACCAUAGAAGCGGCGAAAUGACGGUCGCCGGGAAACUGGACUAUGAGGAGGACGCUAGUUAUGAAGUGGAAAUUCAAGCGGAGGAUGGCGGGGGUCAAACCGGGCGCUGCAAAGUUCUCGUGGAAAUUACAGAUAUAAACGACAACGCCCCCUUAAUAAUUGUGAAAUCUGUAUCGAAUCCAAUUUCAGAAAACGCAGCUCCAGGUACAGAAAUAGCGAUAAUCAAUGUGAAAGACCAGGAUUACGGGGAUAACAGCAAGGUAUUCUGUUCCAUUUCUGAAAAUCUUCCCUUUAAAUUACAAUCAUCCAUCAAGAACUACUUCACUUUACUAACCACAGUAGGUCUUGAUCGCGAAGAAGUUAAUGAAUACAAUGUCACCAUCACCGCGACAGAUGGGGGGUCACCGCCACUGUCUUCAAACACUGUCUUAAAUCUCAAAAUUGCAGAUAUCAACGACAACCCGCCUGUAUUUGAUGAGCAGUCGUACAAAGCCUCAGUGGCUGAAAAUAACAAACCCGGAUCCUCUGUUAUUACUGUAAAGGCGAGAGACCCGGACUGGAGACAGAACGGCACAGUUUUCUAUUCUCUGUUGCCCAGUGAGGUCAGCGGAGUUCCGGUGUCCUCGUUUUUAUCCAUUAACAGUGAAACGGGAGUGAUCCACGCUGUCAGAUCAUUUGAUUAUGAGCAGUUCAGGAGCUUCAAAGUCCACGUUGUUGCCCGAGACAACGGUUCUCCUCCACUCAGCAGCAACGUGACUGUGAGUGUCUUCAUAACAGAUGAGAAUGAUAACUCUCCACAGAUAUUAUACCCUGCUCCAGCAGGGAACUCCUUCAUGACUGAAAUGGUCCCCAAAGCUGCUCAUGCGGGCUCUCUGGUUUCCAAGGUGAUCGCUGUGGAUGCGGACUCUGGACAGAAUGCGUGGCUGUCCUAUCAGAUCGUGAAAUCGACUGAUCCGGGACUUUUCACUAUUGGUCUCCACAGUGGAGAGAUCAGGACACAGCGGGACAUUUCUGAAUCUGAUACUAUGAAACAGAACCUUAUUAUCUCAGUGAAAGAUAACGGACAGCCUCCUCUCUCUGCAACAUGUGCAGUGUAUUUACUGAUUUCGGAUAACUUGGCAGAAGUUCCAGAGUUGAAAGAUAUGUCUUUUGAAGAGAACAAUUCCAAGUUAACUUCCUAUUUGAUCAUUGCCUUGGUGUCCGUUUCCACUUUCUUCCUGACGUUCAUAAUUCUGACUGUAGCCAUGUGGUUUUGCCGUAGAAAAAAGCCCAGACUGUUGUUUGACAGCGCAGUCGCCAUUCCCAGCGCAUAUUUCCCUCCCAACUACGCAGAGGUGGAAGGAGCAGGAACUCUCCGCAGUUCUUACAAUUAUGACACGUACUUAACAACGGGCUCCCGCACCAGCGACUUCAAGUUCGCUAGAUCUUACAAUGACGUCACAUUGCCUGCUGCUCAGACCCUGAAAAAGGACACAAACGAAGAUGUUAAUCAGAGUUUAACACAUCUCGAGGGAGCCGGUGAUUCGGUAAGCACUUAUAAUUCCAAAUGUGUGCUGUGGUGCUGGAGUCUCACAUUUUUAUUGGAUCUCUCAUCAUGCUCCUGUCGUUAUUGUAAGUUUCAGUUGAAAAUAUUUCUAUUUUAAAACGUUUUUAUAAAUACUUGUCGUUAUGCUUUCUCGAUGAGGCACGA
Messenger RNA from Megalops cyprinoides (Indo-Pacific tarpon), 2695 nucleotides. RefSeq names its product protocadherin beta-15-like. The transcript has a single exon. Gene Ontology annotation, molecular function: calcium ion binding. Gene Ontology annotation, cellular component: plasma membrane. NCBI's taxonomy places the organism in Eukaryota, Metazoa, Chordata, Actinopteri, Elopiformes, Megalopidae. Bases 129 to 2648 code for a protein of 839 amino acids. The record is from RefSeq and is a predicted model, not a curated record. Gene Ontology annotation, biological process: homophilic cell-cell adhesion.